CUUCUGCUUCCUGCUUGCCUGCCUGCCUGCCUCGCUUGCUCCGUGGCUGAGACAUCGAGAGAGAGAGAGAAAGAGAGGGAGAGCGAGAGAGAGACAUCGAGAGAAAAUCCCUGUCUAGGCAUGGACCUCCGGCUGCAGCACUCGGCAGCUCGCGAGGAAUGACAACAGUUCACAUGGUCAUUAACUCCAGUUGCUGAGGCUGAAGGGAGCUGCGCCGUAGCUCAGUGUCACAGAAGCACCGGGUGCCUCCUAUGUGCGGGACAGCAGACAGACAGAGGCACACACAGCAGCAGAGCGCUACGGGACCCUGUGAAAUGAGAUCGCUGACAGAAAGUGCCUUGUGAGACCCUACUUGAAGAUUCCUGGGCGUUUUUUUUGGACAGCUCCAUAUUUCUCCCUCUGCAGUCGUGACGGGAGCUCAGCCCCUCGGUUUGUCUUUACCUGUGCUCAGUGUGAAGAAAGCCUCGGGUGAAGAGGUGGAGCUGCUGCACUGCUGGCCAAGGUGCCAAAUCUCAGAAAGAGUAGGUACUGAGGAAGAUUAAACAAUAGAAAGCCACAAACUUGUGUUGUCCAAAUCUGUGCCAUUGCACCUUAAAAUAGCACUGCUGUUGCUCCUCAACAUCCACCCUUGCACAGAUAUCGUCACUCAUACAAAGGACAUUUUGGGGACAUUGGUACAACCAGUAGAGCUUGUGUCCGAGCAUGCUCCCUCUGCUUCGUCAGAGGUCUGCAUCUGAGACUUACUGAUUGAUGAACAAUUAGCUGUUCAACUGACAAACUCCAUAGCAGCAGUGCAGUCCCAUGCUACGGUCACAAAGACUUUGUCAGUCCAUUACCUCCACUUUCCUCUCUGUAAGGACAAAUCUAAUCCACUGACCUGAAGCAGAUCGCUAUUAGCUACAUGUUCUAUCAGUUUUAGUUGUUGUUUGUUUCAUUUUUUUUUUACUGGGACACUCAGAAAGACCUCCUAAGAGGAUACCCUCCUCCUUUAACCAAGUGGCUCAACUCCACCCAAAGUCUUCAGCCAGCUCUGCUGACAUGGCUCUAAACAUUGCCUCGAUACGUGACACAAAAUGGCUGACCCUGGAAGUUUGCCGACAGUUUCAGAGAGGGACUUGUUCACGCAGUGAUGAGGAAUGCAAAUUUGCCCACCCGCCCAAAAGCUGCCAGGUGGAGAACGGGAGGGUGAUCGCCUGUUUUGACUCGUUAAAGGGCCGCUGCACGCGAGAGAACUGCAAAUACCUCCACCCGCCCGCUCACCUGAAGACCCAGCUGGAGAUCAACGGCAGAAAUAACCUGAUCCAGCAGAAGACGGCAGCCGCCAUGUUGGCCCAACAGAUGCAGUUUAUGAUCCCCGGCACCACCAUGCAACCUGUGCAGACGUUUCCAGUCAGCCAGGGCCUGGGUUCCAGUGCAGGUUUGAGUUACACACCCUACCUGACACCGAUGUCCCACAGCAUGGGACUGGUGCCCACAGACAUCCUGCCCAGCACCCCAGUCAUCGUACCCGGCAGCCCGCCCGUCUCCAUGACCGCCGGCUCCUCCUCCAACCAGAAACUGCUGCGUACCGACAAGCUGGAGGUGUGCCGCGAGUUCCAGCGGGGCAACUGCGCUCGUGGCGAGACCGACUGCCGCUUUGCUCACCCGAGCGACAGCCCCAUGAUCGACACCAGUGACAACACGGUCACCGUCUGCAUGGACUACAUCAAGAGCCGCUGCUCCCGCGAGAAGUGCAAGUACUUCCACCCACCGGCCCACCUGCAGGCCAAGAUUAAGGCCGCCCAACACCAGGCCAAUCAGACAGCUGUGGCUGCGCAAGCCGCUGCCACAGCUGCAGCCAUGACUCAGUCGACUGCCAAAGCAAUGAAGCGACCCCUCGAGGCAACUGUAGACCUGGCGUUCCCCCAUGGCGUCCUCCAGCCCCUACCAAAGAGACAAGCACUUGAGAAGAGCAAUGGAGCAAACUCCCUGUUCAACCCCAGUGUUUUGAACUACCAGCAGGCGCUGGCCAAUGCACAGCUCCAGCAGCCCACUUUCUUUCCCGCAGGGUCAGUCUUGUGCAUGACUCCUGCUAGCAGUCUUGUCCCAAUGAUGUACAGUGCUACGCCUGCUACUGUCUCUGCAGCAACAACUCCUGCCACAAGUGUCCCCUACGCAGCAACAGCACCAGCCAAUCAGAUCAUCCUGAAGUAAGUGUCAGGAAGGGAAUGGAGUGUCACGAAGCUGCACUAGGAAACCCAAAACAGCCCCUCUGUAAAUACUACCUUACCUCUCCAAUAGAGGUCCAGCAACCUGCAUGCUAAGAGUGUAACACUUCAAUUUAACCGUAAGAACUGCAGUGCCGGUGUAACACACACAGAAAAAAAGAUAUAUACUGUAUGUAUUGCUAGAAAAAAAACUAUUAACAUGAAAAAUUCAAAAAUACUCUUAUGUAUAGUGCAACAUACAUAGCAAACACACUAUAGAGGUCAUUUUAACAACUGUUCUCCCAAAGUACCGUGGAUCCCCUUUCUUUCAUAUUUAUUCUAAGAAACCUCUGCACAAUGUUCAUCCCUUGGUUAGUAAAAGAGAUGCUCGAUUUGCACUAUAUGAGAAAUAUAGUGCUUUCUGUUGAAGCGGAAAACAGGAAGAGUCACAGAAAACCCGUGCACAACCACACCGACGCACUUGGCGCUUUUCAAGGGGCGGCGAGCUCGAGGGUUUUUGUCUCGCGGUCUUUGCUUUUUCCUCUCUUCAAAGUUGAAUGUCAUUGAGGCAGACAGGCUCAUGUUUUCUUAAUGUGACUGUCCCUGCGAGGGUCCCUCCGCGACCCUCAUCUGCCCAUUAAGAUGCCAUGAUGAAGCUUAUCCUCCAAAACCUCCCCUCCCCACCCCCACCCCCGCCAACUUUUCAUCUCCGGAAAACAUCUUGCCAAAGUUGCGGCUUGGACGAGAUCGGUGGAAUCAACCUGCCAGAAAAGCAGAGCCACAUUUUGACAUCCUGCUGAAAUGUUUUUCUUUCUUUUGCCAUUUCCCAAGCUGCUCAGAACGCAACUCAGCUACCCUUUAUUUGUUUUGGUGCUGGGUUGAAUUCUUUGUUUAGGGGGAGUGGUGGGAUAGUUCGUGCACAGAUUUUUGCAUGUGGUUCGGACAGACAGGGGAAGACAGUGCCCAGUGUUGACAGAAGAUAGUCGUGGCCAUUACCGAAAAGCCUAAAGGCUCGGGUCUGUGCCAAGGGCUUAACAAAGCUUGAGGGUUAGUUCCAGACAUACCAAGCCUUGUGUGUGUGUGUGCAUGUGUGUUUGUAUCUGGAGACUGAUGGUCUGCCGGCAGACUGGGACUUGAAGCGAGGUCUAGCAGGUGAUGACAACACCAUGCCUGGUAGGAGAGUUUCUUUUUUGGGGGGGGGGAUUUAAGUGCUAAGACUUAACAAAAAAAAACGGUGCAUUUGACGUUGCUCGUCAAGUAAAAGAUGACUUGAACUUCGACUGGAGGGCUAUCUGUGACCGUCGGUUGUCCUGUCCAACCCUACUAUCACCGAUAAUCCUGUUCCAUUUUAGAAAACUGUAGAAGUGCCUAAAAAAUGCUCAUCAACAACAUGCAUCCAGAGUGUAUCACUAAAAAGUCACAGACACAACACACUGGCUGUCAGAAGCAACAUGGACUUUCGGGAAAGACAUCAUUUUUUGCGAAUCGUUACUGGAAUCAGUUUUUCUAGUAACAGUUCAUUAACAUCACAAGUGACUUUAUCGAAACACAAAAAGAGUUUAAAGAAACGACAAAUCAAAAAUAGCUUUGUAGAAUGUUUGGUGACUUUCAUGGUGUACCAUCGUUUCUUACCAUGGUUUGAGUAGUUUACAUGAGGAACGUGGGUGAGAAAAAAAAAUGUAUUGUAAACUGUGUAAUGUAUGUAAAGUGUCUCUUUUUUUGAGAGUUUAUAUUCAUGGUUCUAGAAAUGUAUUCAAAGUUAUUUAAAAUUUGUGUUGUGUCUACUAUCAAGGUAUGUUUGAACCCCCCCUCCCCCAUAACCCACCUCCACCUCUCAGAACAAUCAUUCGUGUUUUUUUUUUUCAGCCAAGAUCAUAAAAUGUUUCAUUAUUUUAGACCAACCCUCUUUAAUUUUUCGCAUUUUAUGAUUAGCGUGUUUUAAUUAAUUAUACUAAAUCUUAUUUUCCAUUUUUCAAAAAUUCAGAUGUAAUUUCAUGGUGCUUGAUUAAUAUUUGACAAUCCACAAUCAUACCUUUGGAACAGGAGCGAAGCUCUGGUUUCAUGUUUUGGUUUCAUUCUCUUUGAUUGUCUUCUCAUGCAUUAUGAUUUGUAUGUAAUAUUUGUGGAAGGUGGUAAAAGUUAUAUUUUGUUGUAAUUUAUCUUAUGUUACUCUUGGUCAAAUUUUAGUCAAAAACAAUGUUGUAAACUAUUCUAUUUUGAAAUGAAUGUAAUUUAUUGAGCUGUGCUACAUUCUGCACGGUUGGUCAUUUCAAGGUCUAACCUGUUAGGUCAGCGAAUGAGAAGUCGCAUAGGAACGAGGGGCGGGAUUUAAAAAGUCAGCCCGCCAAUGGAAAGCUACUGGAUCUUUCUUGCCUUCUCAUCGAAAAAAAGAUCACGGUGUUGCAGUAAUGAGCAUAGUAAUAGAGUUGCUUGUGUUGUUGGAAAAAAAAUGUUUAUUGUAUAGAUGACAUUUUACCAAAAAAAGAGAAGAAAAUUUCAAAAAAGAUGUACUUUUCACUCUAGUAUGAUAGUAUUUCAUAACAAUAUUAAGUUGUUGCUGUGGCAACCAAAUGUUGCAAUUACUAAAGUUCGGUAUUUUUGUAAAUGACAUUGUUAAGUUGAUUUUCUGUUUCUUUUUGCUAGAACACUGUACACAAGGUAGAUUGUAAAGAAGAUAUGAACAUUUCUUAUUCUUCACUGAGAUUAUGACAAUGACCUAAUAUUUUCAUUAGCAAAUAACAGCCUCUAUAGUGCUGUGACUGUAACACUUAAAUAGAUUUAAAGUCAUCAAUGUUACAUAGAUUAUAUAUAUAUAAAUAUAUAAGAAUGGAAUAAUCUAUAAAUUAAUAAGUUCAGAUGUACAACUCUUCCCCUGAGAAAGGACCUUUAGGUUCCACACUGAGACAUUUUAUUCGAUGUAUCACUAGAGUUAAGGAUUGCACUUUUCAUAUUGUUUAAAGAUGUGAUCUGUUUUUCAUUUCCUUUAAGGGUUAGAGGUUACUGCACCCUGUUAGUACAGUAAAUCUGUUUAUCAAUCAAAAGCAGAUGCUAUCGGUAAAUAACUUUAAUUAAACAUGUUGCAUGGGAAAACAAUAUUUUCUUUUCUUACUAAAUGAUAACUGAAUGUUUCUAGUGAAAAAAAAAAGUCUGUACACAAAAUGUCAUUUGGUGACCCACAAUGCCCUUGUGUAUGGAAUCCUCUUGAGAUGUAAUGUUUUUGAAAUGUGUUGGCAAUGAUUGACUGAUGGUAAAAAGAAAAAUGUAAGCACUUUCUGAGCAGUUGGUCAACUGAACAGACUCAGCUUAUCCAAACACUUUGCCUUAUCUUGAGUCCAUCGUGCUUAAGGUUUUAUGUUUUUAAGAGCUCUUAUGAAAUUUUAUUAAAGAGACUGAACAGGUCUCUCCUCUCAAACCCCUUCUCAGUUUCAUUUCAAAUAUAUAUCUUUAUA
Scomber japonicus (chub mackerel) is the source of this 5635-nucleotide messenger RNA. It is a transcript of the gene mbnl2, whose product is annotated as muscleblind-like splicing regulator 2. Bases 1039 to 2193 code for a protein of 384 amino acids. The record is from RefSeq and is a predicted model, not a curated record. The transcript has 10 exons. Gene Ontology annotation, molecular function: metal ion binding. Lineage: Eukaryota; Metazoa; Chordata; Actinopteri; Scombriformes; Scombridae.